AUGACUACGUCGCCGAAUUUCAAGCAUCUUUGUUGCGAACUGGUGGAGGACUACUAUGGCGAUUUUUAUCGCACAAUUUUCGAAUGUCUAGCGUCGGCAAGGUUCACUGCACCACAAGUCGCCCAGAAAUGUCAUCUACCUCUUCGUCAGGCCAGAGCAGGCCUGGCAGGUCUCGUACAAUUACGCAUGGUUUAUCAUCAUACUCCACGUGAUGCUGCCACUGUCUAUUCGGCAAAUUUGACCAAUGCUUACGAUAUCAUUCGAACUGGGCGUUUGGCACAGGAGGCUGCAAGAACCCAUGGCGAUCUAGCAGCUACUAUAGUUGCUACUGCAUGUGAAUUGGGCUUUUCAACGAUCAAUGAACUUCGAGAUCGUGUUCUGCUUGGAAUGGAUUCGGACGAAGAUUCGAAGGACGCUUCGACGGUCGACAAGCUUAUCAGCAAAUUGCUUGAUGACCAUUUUCUGGCUCAUCUCAGGAAAGCGCACUUUGGUGAAGUACACGACGUCAGACGUGAGAUCGAACUCAAAUUGCUGUCUCCUGCCGCAAUCGCAAAACUCACUGGCACGAAAGCCAAGCAGGAACACCAGGAAAAUAUCAACCGUAACUACGACAGUGUCGUGACCACAUCUACCUCCGAGCACGGCUAUACUAAUGGCCAUUACCUGCAAUCCCAUCGUCAGCAGAAUGGAAACGGCAUGGAAGGAGUCAUCAUGAAUGGCCAUCACACCACGGCGAGCAUUUUGAUACAACCCAACUUCUACAAGAUCGUUGAAAUUGCACAGAUUGAGGUAGUGGGUGACCAGGCUCGCAAGACGUUUGGCAAGCGUGGUGCAACCAUACUAAAGUGUGCAAUCCGCCAGGCAGCAGUUCCCGACAUUUGGUCAAAACCUCCACCUUCUGAAAUGCCCUCACACCAAAUUAAUACCUACAAACUCCUGGAAGAGGUCAAUGACGAGCAACAGCGAGAAGGGGGCAGAUAUAUGUCUCAUACUAAUGGCACGUUGAUCAACGGAAACGGCAACCAUCAUAAUUCUGAAAGUGCUCCUGAAGUCUCAGUGGACGAUCUAGAAAACGAACUGAUGCUGCUAACAGAAUCAAUAUUCCACUCUUGGCUUGAGGACGUCGGCCGCUCAACAUAUCAGAUUCAUAAAGGACCUCUUGAUCUUUGGACACGCACAGAAGAAAUACUCCGUAUUCUUGACAGCCGUCUCGACCCACCAGCGCCUCGAAUACUACGCAUAUUAAUCGACAAAGGGAAACUUGAGGAAAGAACACUUCAGGAAAUUGGUCUAUUAGGCGCGAAAGAACUGCGGCAGAGUCUGUCGAUGUUGAAACAGAUGGGCUAUCUAGAGCUUCAAGAGGUUCCUCGAAACCCGGCAAGGCAGCCGAACCAGACAGUGUUCCUGUGGUCUUACGAACAGGCGCGUGUUGCGACAUUGACGCUCGAACACAUAUACACAGCUAUAGUCAGAUUACUACAGCUACUGAAGCUGGAGAGAAAGAAGUUAGCUGGCACCCUGACAAAGAUUGAACGGGAAGACGUAAAAGGCAAAGAGGAGGAGAUGCUGGCGCCAGGAGAAUUUAUCGUCUUGAGCAGGUUCAGACGUGUAGAGAGCUGGGUUUGGGGCGAGAUUCAAAGGCUGGAUUUCAGCGUGGCUAUACUAAGAGACAUAUGA
Molecule: messenger RNA, 1677 nt
Organism: Lithohypha guttulata
Lineage: Eukaryota; Fungi; Ascomycota; Eurotiomycetes; Chaetothyriales; Trichomeriaceae
Gene: RPC82
Product: RNA polymerase III subunit C82
Exons: 2
Coding region: 1-1677 (558 amino acids)
Cellular component (GO): RNA polymerase III complex
Molecular function (GO): single-stranded DNA binding
Source: RefSeq, a predicted model, not a curated record